GCACUGCACACGACUUGGUUAUCAGUGUGACUUCACCCCACGAUAUACGUACAAGGAUGACUCGCCGGCUAAGGAGCUGGAGAGUAUCACAGACCGUUCUGGAAAUCGUAUGAAUGCAUUUUCCGGUUUUAUUUCAAGUUGACUUUUUUAUUUUUGCGUAUUGGGAGUGUGAGAGGAUGGUCCCUAACUUCUCACUUUCUUCAGCCGACCCUCACGGAUUCCUUGGGAAUGACUGGAGACCAAGACGCGGUCCGCAGGUGCUACCAGCGUACAAGUUUGCCGAGUGUGUGCGUGACGUUGAUCGAGAAAUGCUCGCGGCACAACACAAACCAGGGUCUUUCUUCGUGGUUGCUACCUGUCGGGCCUUUGAAAGCACAAACAAGACCCUCAACCCAGGAAUUCCGACCUGCUAUUACACGGUCUGUCUAUCUAACUGGUCGCCUCCCCAAAGCACUCCUGUCUCAGUAACGAUCUGGGAAUUCCUUCGUACCGACCCUGGGGCUCCCCAUAACAUUCCGGGAAACCGGUUGCUGGAGAGUCAGAAGUCCGAGCGAUAUUAAACCAACAGUUAAUUAAUUAUCCCCCCAAUCUAGACAACCGGGCUCUCGACAUCGUCAAUUAUUGUAUAAAUACUGCCCGUCCGCCCACGGGUCGAAAUUGGUUCCCUGUCAUCAUACCAUGGGAGGGCCAGAGUGCUAAUGUUAGUAGAGUGGAUUCCCCCCAACAAAUGUUGAGAUGAUUUCUAGAGAAAUAUAUCCGAAAAUAUCAUGCCUGAUCUCUGCACUCCGUAAAUCGGGUCACGUGUGUUUUUAAAUUCUCUAAAUAGAAUUC
Molecule: messenger RNA, 831 nt
Organism: Tuber aestivum (summer truffle)
Lineage: Eukaryota; Fungi; Ascomycota; Pezizomycetes; Pezizales; Tuberaceae
Source: the annotation of a GenBank genome assembly